ACUCUUACACUCUGAAAGCGUUUGACACGAGCGAUAAUUUGAAAUGGACUUUUAUUAUUCACCUGCUUCUCCGCCAUGCCGUUCCGUCCUUAUGACGGCUGCCGCAUUGGGCGUCAAACUGAAUAAGAAGUUAGUUAAUACUAGCGAGCAACAGCAUUUAACGCCUGAGUUCUUAAAAAUCAACCCACAACAUACGAUUCCAACGCUCGUGGAUAAUGGAUUCGGAGUGUGGGAGUCCCGUGCUAUUAUCGUAUAUCUGGCUGAAAAGUACGGCAAGGACGACUCGCUCUAUCCCAAGGAUCCCCAGCAGCGUGCGCUAGUGAAUCAGCGUCUUUAUUUCGAUAUGGGCGUGCUGUACCAGUCGUUCGUCGAAUAUUACUAUCCGCAAAUCCGAUUCAAUAAACCAGCAGAUCCUGAGAUGUACAAGAAGGUAGAAUCUGCCUUCUCUUUCCUGAACACAUUCCUGGAAGGACAGCAAUUUGUGGCCGGCAGUAAACUGACGGUCGCCGAUAUUUCCAUCGCGGCCUCCGUUUCAACUGUUACACUAAUGGGCUUUCCCCUUAGCAACUAUCCGAACGUGGCCAAGUGGUACGCCAAUGCCGAAAAGGUGAUUCCUGGCUGGAGUGAGAACCAAGAGGGUUUGAUUAAACUGAAGGAGCGCCUUGAAGAAAUGCGUAAGAAAUAAAUUAUAAGCUGAAAUAUGUAUUUCGCUAAAAAUAAAAUAUUAAUUAUCAAUUUAAGAUGAAAGUAUAAUAAAAAGAAGUUGUUUGCAUACACAC
Drosophila grimshawi is the source of this 779-nucleotide messenger RNA. Its product is annotated as glutathione S-transferase 1-1. Gene Ontology annotation, molecular function: glutathione transferase activity. The record is from RefSeq and is a predicted model, not a curated record. Gene Ontology annotation, biological process: glutathione metabolic process. The transcript has a single exon. Bases 44 to 685 code for a protein of 213 amino acids. NCBI's taxonomy places the organism in Eukaryota, Metazoa, Arthropoda, Insecta, Diptera, Drosophilidae.